ACUAUCAUCACUAAUAAGAAUAUAGAAUGUCCUGGCAAACAUACGUCGAUUCAAGCUUGAUUGGUACUGGUAAAAUAGCAAGGGGUGCUAUCAUGGGUGUACAAGGUGGUAUUUGGGCGAUUUCACAUGGUUAUCAACUCGCUCAAGAUGAGCAAACAGCUAUCUUAGGCUCAUUCGCCAACUCAGAGGCAACUCAAGCUUCUGGAAUCAGACUCGCUGGACAGAAAUUCCUCACCCUCCAAGCAGACGAUGCACACGUAUACGGAAAGAAGGGUGGAAAUGGCUGCGUCAUCGUAAAAACAAAUCAAGCAAUUCUUAUCACUGAAUAUGAAGCACCUGUACUCCCAGGAGAAGCCACAGUGGUUGUCGAAGGGCUCGCUGAUUACUUGCGAUCCGUAGGCUACUAAACUAGGUUUUGAAUUUGUAUGAACUGAAUGAAUAGAGAAUUUUUAAAAGAUCUGUAUCUACUAUGUAAUUCCCCUAUUACAUU
Messenger RNA from Wallemia mellicola CBS 633.66, 490 nucleotides. Its product is annotated as profilin. Gene Ontology annotation, molecular function: actin monomer binding. The transcript has 4 exons. Bases 27 to 407 code for a protein of 126 amino acids. NCBI's taxonomy places the organism in Eukaryota, Fungi, Basidiomycota, Wallemiomycetes, Wallemiales, Wallemiaceae. Gene Ontology annotation, cellular component: cell cortex. The record is from RefSeq and is a predicted model, not a curated record.